Perognathus longimembris pacificus (Pacific pocket mouse) is the source of this 306-nucleotide messenger RNA. It is a transcript of the gene S100a3, whose product is annotated as S100 calcium binding protein A3. Gene Ontology annotation, cellular component: cytoplasm. The transcript has 2 exons. The record is from RefSeq and is a predicted model, not a curated record. Gene Ontology annotation, molecular function: transition metal ion binding. Bases 1 to 306 code for a protein of 101 amino acids. Lineage: Eukaryota; Metazoa; Chordata; Mammalia; Rodentia; Heteromyidae.
AUGACACGGCCCCUGGAGCAGGCGGUAGCUGCCAUCGUGUGCACCUUCCAGGAGUAUGCAGGGCGCUGCGGGGACAAGUACAAGCUCUGCAAGUCAGAGCUCAAGGAGCUGCUGCAGAAGGAGCUGUCCAACUUGACUCCGACUGAGUUUCGUGAGUGUGACUAUGAUAAAUUCAUGAGCGUUCUGGACACCAACAAGGACUGCGAGGUGGACUUUGCCGAGUACAUGCACUCGCUUGCCUGCCUCUGCCAGUAUUGCCACGAGUACUUCAAGGGCUGCCCUGCAGAACCCCCCUGCUCUGAGUAG